AGUGAAUUGUUACCAUCGUCAAAUAAUCAGAUUGAUUACAAAAUAUCAUCAAGAGCAUAUUAGAUUCACUAAACUAUUUUCAACAAUUUUCUCCUGCAAAAUUUUUAUAAAUUUUUAUCUUAUUGAUCGAAAUUAAUUACAAGUUAUAGCUUCUUAAUUACAUAUGCACACAUAAGUUAUCGAACUCAGAUAGACGCGUAAAUUAGGAUUAGCCAGACUUCAAAUUGACGGCGAAAUAUUGGAUAUUAAAGCAGUUAAAUGAAUAAAUUGAUGAGUGGUGCGAUCAUCGAUUUAGUAAUCACAUGCCUUCCGCAAAUAAUUUCAAUAUUUUAACAUGCACACGCGUAACGGUAUACGCGUAUUCCGUAUUCCUGCAGUUUGACGAGUUACAUUCUACAGCUGCAUUUCCUAUCACCGGCAAUAAACACCAGCAAUAAAUGCCGAGCUCUGCUGACUACAUCCAUGGAAUCGAUGGUUUUAUUAAAAUUAUCGAAAUCAUCUAAACAUUUUUCUCUAUUAAGUAAUAGACUUGUGAAUUAGCUUCAUAAUAACUGAAACGGUUGCCAUCCUUAAUUCCAUGCUUGUUUAAACAAAAAAUAAUUGAGAUUUCUUUAUAUUCUUUCUAUAUCCAAUUUGAUUACGUGAUCAUAGCAAGUUGGAAAUAAAUAUCGAUGAAAAAAAAUCGAUGAGUUUAUUCGUCUUUAAAAAUCUGACGUCGAAUUUCCAAAACUCCAAAUUUUUCACUCAAAAAUUAAGCUUUGAAAAUUGAAGAUAAAUUAAUUCUUAAUUAAUAAUUAAUUGCCUUAAAUAAAUUUUCCAAUAGCAAACUAGAAUGUAAUAGCAAUCGAAUACGAAACACCAAAGACUAUUGCACGGAACACAAUGCAAUGCGCUUACAAAAUCUUGUCGCGUAUGUUGGUUUGACGGCACAACAGGAAGUAACACAAGCAACAGGUGUACGACAGGUUUGUCCCCAACCUUCGAAAUGUUUCACUAUCCAAGAGGAGGCAGGGGAUAUAAUGCGCGUUCGUAGUUAUAAAAUCUCAAAUUAAAGCGCAAUACACAUGUUCCACGUGCUCUUAAGCAAAAUCCAAUUAUUAUUGCACCAAGGAGAAAAAGUACUAAUAUAAAUUUGACUUGAAUCUCGCGCAAAACUCUCUCGCGGAAUGAAAAUAAAUUCUCCAAUUUGAGGAUCAUUUAUACAAUAAUUUUCCUCUUUUCAUGAUAAACGUCAUGCCAGAAGCUCAGUUGGUGUCCAUUACCGGACACCUGGACACGGCAAGACCACCAGGGGUCAACUCCGCCCUCAACAAGGUUUUUCCGCCGGCGGCGGCGGCAAACCUCGGCUUAUAUUCUACCCGGCUUACGACGAAGGUUGCCCUACCACGCUGCCAUCGGCGGUGCUGGCAUGGGACGGGAUUUCUACGGGAGUCGAGGACGGACGCGGCCGCCGUGCUCGGUUCUUGCAGUCGACAUCAAGACCGCGAUGCGGCGGCCGAGUUAACGGUCGAAGAGGAGCCGAAGAGCAGUCUCUCCACGUCCACGCUCGCGAUUCGCGUCGGAAAUUCGGAGCAAAGUGCAAAAUCGGACUCCGUUCUCCGCUCUUGACGACUUCUUUCCUGCUCACGUGUGGGACAUGAUCGUCUCGUAGACCGCGAAUCCCCGACCGCAUUCCGUGGAUUCCAGUUACGCUUACGGCGACCCUGUGCCCUCGAAGGGUCCAAGGGAGCGGUGCGUUCACGCGCGUCGAUUACGUGCGUUCCCAGCGAGGUGCGGCCGAACUUCCUCCUCGGCGCACCAUGGCCCAGACUGCACACUCGUAGAGGACGAUAUAAUCAAUUAUGAAUGCGAUUCCGAGGGAGCUGUUGCUGCUGCUGGCGGGCGUGUUCGUCGUUGCAGCGACCACGUCCGUCUGCCCCUGGGCGCAACACGCGCCAGACCUCGAGAGCUCAUGCAUCUGCGACUACAAUCUGGCCGGUGAACUCUCGGUGCAGUGCGACAUCGUCGACUACGAACAGCUGCUGCUGGCGAUGCGACGUCACGCUACCAAGUCGCCAGUGGACCUCCUCUACAUCAACAACAGCACGAUCGGCGUCCUGAGGAACAACUCGCUGACUCCCUUGUGGAUCCACAACAUACAGUUGUCUGGCUGCCGCAUCAGGAGCAUCGAGCCGGAGGCCUUCAAGGGCCAGGAGAAUCACCUGCGGAGUCUGAAUCUCAAGGACAAUGAACUCACGGAGAUCCCCGGCGUCAAUCUGAGAACCCUGAGGAACCUCACCGUUCUGGAUCUCUCGAUGAACAAGAUCACCCGGGUGAACGACAACGUGUUCGUCGGCACCAAGCUGAUCACGCUGAAGCUCUCCGACAACGAGAUAACUCUUGGCCCGGGAUCGUUCUACAGCUUGGAGAGAACCCUGAAGAACCUCAAUCUCAAGGGCACGCGACAGAAGAAGGUACCGGAGGCGCUCCGGGGCCUGAGGACUCUGGCCUUCCUCGAUCUCUCGCAGAACAGUAUACGCGAGCUGCCCGGCACUUCCGGUACCAAAGCCUUCGAGGGUCUCGACUCCCUUACGGGACUGAAUCUCGAGAGGAAUCUGAUUCAGAAUAUUGGCCCGGAAGCGUUCCACGGCAUCAGGAACACUCUGAGUUCCCUAAGUCUGCUGAACAAUCUCAUCCCGGACUUCCCAACGGCGGCUAUCAACAGCAUCCACGAUCUCAGAGUACUGGAUAUCGGAUUCAACCUGAUCACCGAGUUGCCAGUCAACGCCUUUCAAGACAAUCCGUCGAUCACACUGCUGGCGAUCGAUGGUAACCCGCUGUCCACGGUACCGGAAGAGGCGCUCGCACAACUAAACGGUACUCUACGCGGUCUGAGCUUGGGUGGACGGUUUCUCGUCUGUGACUGCCGGUUACGCUGGAUCGUCCAAUGGAUCAAAAAGCGGGACUUGCAGGUCACCAGUCGUGAACGCAAGCCGCAAUUCUGCGGUAGCCCGCAGCGACUGCAAGACAAGAGCUUCUACAACAUCGAUCCCGAAGACAUGAGCUGCGAGCGACCGUCAGAGAUCAUUGGAAUUGGGACGGUGGAGAGCGUAGACACCAGGGAGCCAACAGAGACGGUAGCUGGUGAUAUUGAUACCCAUCUUCCGACUAUUCGACCCACAACUUCUACAACUGAGCUGAUCACUAGUACAACAUUGUCCACAACCACAGUGACGGUAUCAUCGUCGACCGAACAGAGAAGAACAGCACCACCGGCAUCACCCUCGACCUUUAUUCCAACAACUCGACCGACCGUCGCUCGAACUGGAAACGUCGUAGUCGUGAGGACUACUCCAUCACCGCCAAAGCAACCGCAAGAGCAGAUGCAACAGCAUCAGCCGAGACCGCCGUUGGUUCUGGGAUCACCAUUGUACAAAUCAAAGUCGAUUGAUAAGGACAUUGUAGUGAAAGAUGUGCUCAGACAAGACAAUGCGGUCAUCAUAUAUUGGGAUACCGACGCGACCAAUAUUCUGGGCUUCAGAGUGAUCUAUCGACUGUUCGGAGAUAAUAGCUUCAAGCAAGCGCCGCCGCUCGAGGCUAGCGAACGGGAGUUCAAGAUCAAGAACGUACCUUCGCAGGAGUGCAUCGUGGUUUGCGUGAUCUCGCUGGAGGAGACCAAUAUUACACCAGCGAAUGUACCGUAUAACCAGUGUCGCGAGGUCAGGACGGAGAACUCACCAACUUCGAACAUGGAUAAGAUCACGAUCGCCGCGAGCGCGGCGAUCUGCGCGACGAUCGUCGUCGCGGUGAUCAUCUUCGUGGUGGCGAAUCGACGUCGCGCCCGCAAGCUGCACACUCUGCACAGCAUCGAUCAGACAAAGAUGGGCGGCCCAAUCGCUGGUCUGCCGGUCAACUGUUGCGCGAACGUGGGUCCAACGCCCAGUCCUGGUGGCCCUUUAUCAUCAAUGGCUACCUUAAGUGCCUAUAACGCUCAGAAAGAGUGGGACCAAGUGUCGGCCUACAGCAAUAGAAGCAUACCGCGCCCGAGAAUCUUCCCCAUAGAUCGACAAGGAUCAAUCACUAGAGCGUCCUGCAUCGACGACGUGCGCUCGCAGAUCGGACACUACAGCAGCAAGGCCCGAUCGAUCGCCGAUGGCCAAUCUCAGCAUAGCUUCUCCAACAAUUCCACACGGUACUUCGCCAACACCGCUCUAGCUUCCAAUCUCGUCAGUUCGAGACCAGAAUUACGACAAUCCCGGCAAUCGCUCGCGGCCGCCUCAGACCGGAUGUCGCGAUCCAACUUCUCCACUAGUAACCAUUUGCCGCCACAUUCAUCGGCCCGUCGACAGCGACCGCGAUCGCGUAACCGCACCCUAGAGCCGAAUCCACCGCGACCCGGCAGUCGAUACAGUCUGGCGGAUUCCACUCACACUCUCAACAACUAUGACGAGAACAAUUGGACCGAUCAUGACAUGGACAUUUACAUGGCCCGCAACCCCACCACGAGGAGCGGCCUUGUGCCGCUUUAAGAUUUUGCGGGCCUCGACGUCAUCUCGUCGUCCAUUCUUGCUCAAGCGUGUUCAGUAGAAUAUUCAGUUUGCGUUUCAACGGACUGCUCACGCUCGUGCGACUUGUCGUCCGCAAGUCGAGACGUUGCCGAGCGAAAUUUAGAUAAUCUUGACGACCGCUCCGAUCAUAGAGUAAUCGUUAGCUCGUUGAGUGUCCCAGAUUUCGGAGAACGCUCAUCGUAAUGAUAGAAUGUAGCUUUGCGAGGCCUUGUAUCAAAUAGAUGCAAAUCCCGAGAUGAUCAAAUCUCUUUUCCGAAUUCUAAUGCGUUCAGUGUGACGAGAGAACGUCUCUUUGCGCUCGAUUUUAAUCUGCACGAUCAACGUUAACACCGCGUGGGACGUAUUACCGUGUAAUGCUCGCACGAUCAGCGCAAGGCGCAAGUGUUGAGUGUUAAGAAGCGGUCUUAAAUGUACGUACAUCCUUAUGUAAGUAAGUACCACUAAUCAUCGAAUCGUCAACGAGGCAAGUGCGCCACGAGCGUCCUUUCCGCCGAUUCGAGUGGACGAUUCCCGAAUUCUUAUCGUGGACUUCGCGACUUUUCGAUGGACUUGGCGAUUCUACCGUCCAAAGACUGCGAUCGACGUGUCUAUCUCUAGAGAGUGCUAAUUGCAAUCAAGUUGACAUAUCGUAAUAACAACGUUAUUCCGGAUCACCCCGCAUGAGCGGCGAAACGAGAAGGACAUAAUGAGAGACUCUAAAAGCUCACGAUGACUCACAAGCUACCUUAUUUUAUAAUGUAAUGUAUUCGCGCGUGCAAUCGCGCAUCGACGACGAGUCGGCGACUCGCCGUUCGGUGUGCUGAUGACAAAUAAAGAGACUACUUCACUACUCA
This is a messenger RNA of Ooceraea biroi (clonal raider ant), 5380 nucleotides long. It is a transcript of the gene haf, whose product is annotated as leucine-rich repeat and fibronectin type-III domain-containing protein hattifattener. The record is from RefSeq and is a predicted model, not a curated record. Gene Ontology annotation, molecular function: protein binding. Lineage: Eukaryota; Metazoa; Arthropoda; Insecta; Hymenoptera; Formicidae.